Paramecium octaurelia is the source of this 1226-nucleotide messenger RNA. The record is from the annotation of a GenBank genome assembly. Lineage: Eukaryota; Ciliophora; Oligohymenophorea; Peniculida; Parameciidae.
AUGUCUAAAAAAUCUACAUAUGUAUCGAUUGGAAGAGAAAUAGAACAAGCAAGGAUGACCAAGUCGUCUGGGUUUAGCGAUGUGUUAAAUGAAAAGGAACUACGAAACAGAGCAACUAGUCUGUUACAAAAACCUCAAUUAAAGAAAUGUUACAAGAGUAAGAAAGACGGAGGAAUAAUAAAACCAAAUAAGAUGGCAGAACAAUUAAAAAACACCUUCAUAGAUAAGUUAAACUUGAGCAACUUGGAUAUUGCAGCUCCUCCCAAAUCCGCUGUAUCACAUUAAUCUUCAACGACUACUCAACCUCUUUGCUUUGAAAUCGAUUUCGAUUGGCUGGAUUACUGUGAUGAGUAGAAGUUCAAACAGAUCUUCAAGGAAGACUUAAAGGACAUCCCAGACGUUGAACAAUAUGUGGAAGACAAUCAGUCCUAUCUCUGCCAUAUCUUUGCAUAAUGUGCCUGUGCUAAAUGCACAUGCAACAAAUGCAUCUGUCAAUACAAAAAGAAACUAGAAUUAAAUUACGCUUAUGGCAUGGUCACUUCUAAUAGGUUCGAUUACGUACCCAAAUAAAAUAAAUGCUUUACUCCAAUCAUAACUUAGUCUCACUAUGACAAUAUCGGCUUGCCAGUUGCCUCCAUGUAAUUCAAUUCUACAUAGAGAGAUAAUUACAAAUGGAUACCAUAAGAUAGACCAAGAACUGCAGCCAAGUCUAUGUAUGAAUCUCACAAUCUACCCACUGGACAAACUACUAACAAUGUACGAAUUUUCAUUCAAUAGUCUUGCUCACAUUCAUCAAUUGGAAGGACUAUACUACCAAUAUUUUUAAGGCUCCUCAAUUUCGAACCACCGUCAAAGCCAAUCUAAUGACAAGGACUAAUUAUAGAAAUCAAUUCAUUUGGAAGAUCAAAGACGAGAACUAACCAACCGCUGAGGACAUUAAGUAAAAAUAAUUUCAGUACAACAAACAUAUAUUCAAUAGUUAAACCUUUGCAAAAAUGUAUCCAAAUCAAUUACGUUCCAUCUACUAAGAAUCCUUCAUUUAGAAGAACUAAAAACCCAUUAGAGUAUUCGUCAAACCAGAGGAGAUCCUUCAAUGCAGUUCUUAUCAAGGAUAAUAUUUAACAACUAAGCAAAUAGAUUAUGAGGGUAAAUAAAUAACUGUCAAAGAGAUCUAGCAGAAACCAUGGAAAGGAAGAUUGAUAAAAAAAUUAUAAAAUAUUUAAUGA